Messenger RNA from Actinia tenebrosa (Australian red waratah sea anemone), 2775 nucleotides. RefSeq lists its product as uncharacterized. The record is from RefSeq and is a predicted model, not a curated record. Gene Ontology annotation, molecular function: zinc ion binding. NCBI's taxonomy places the organism in Eukaryota, Metazoa, Cnidaria, Anthozoa, Actiniaria, Actiniidae.
UGCCUAUUGGCCGCCAUUUUGACAGACUAUAAAUACAGAGGWUUUGCAAGAGCCAUGUCCAUCAACAGGACGACAAUCGGAAGUGUAAACCUAUACCUUGGAAACCUAUGGUUUCUUCUUGGAAAUUGGCCAUAAUCCUUUCUUCAGUUUAAGUUCUGUUAACUUGGAACAAGCCAUGCAAACUUCACUGAACGCCGUAAAAAUGAAGGACGAAACCGUCUUGUUUUGUCCUGGUAAUUGUAACGACAGAGGUGCUUGUGUAGCGGGCAGUUGUGUUUGUGAAGUACGGUACAGUGGAGGUAACUGCACAGACUCCAACCUGGGUUACAAUAUUGGCUUUGGGUUAACCUUCUACUUACUAUGCGUUGUUUGUUUUCUACAGCUGGUCUUGUGUAUAUGGAGUGAGUUUGGAAAACUAAAAAGACCAUCGUUAGCCAAAGCAUGCCGUCCAACAGUUCAGAAAAUGCUCUACAUUUGUAUGAUCAUAGCCUGUGGCUCCAGAGGAGUCUAUCACUCUAUACAGGAGUACCUGCCUGGUUGGCUAGCACCCAACUUGUUCAGUGUUUAUUAUCCUAUCAUCAUGUCUGGAUUUUCCAUUAUUAUUUGUUUCUGGGCUGAGACAUUUCAUGUUGAAGGUCUUCAGUUAGAUAAACCACGAUUUCUAAGCAAGUCCAACAUUGGAUUCAUAAUAUUCAAUGCUUUCAUCUACUUGUUACUUGCUGUGCAAGUCAUUACGAUAGAAGUCACUGAUUAUAACACUAAGGUUUACCUUCACAACAUCUUCAGUGGCAUUUUUGCAUCACUGAUGUUCCUGGUGCUGAUAUUUUUCCUUAUUUAUGGAGUUGAACUUUACUACAAGGUAAGGGGUGCGUUCAUGACCACACCCUCAAGUAGGGUAGACUGUGCCCAGGUUACCAUGUCCAGACUAGGUCUUGUAUCACAAGCAUUUUUCCAGCUUCUAAUAUCAAUGUAUUUAAUGGGAGAAGUUAUGGGUAAAGUGUGGAAAGACAGGUUACCAGUGGAUAGUAGAAAUGUUCUGGAGAUUCUCUUUAGGAUAUUGGAAGUAGCUGUAGCACUGUGGUUCCCUUGUUGUCUAUGGAACUGGAAAAGUCCCCACCAACUUUGGAUUCUUAACCCAAACAAGCUACUACUAAGACAACAGUCUGGGGAAAACCAAAAUUUAUUAUCCUCUGAGAAACAAACGACAUCCUACGACGCAAUCGAAACCAAAAAAGGUAGCGAUCAAGAAUGUUGGGUGUGCUAUGACAAUGAACGACGUGAUGCAGGUGACAUGAUAUACCCCUGUCAAUGUAAAGGUGAUGUGGCUGCAGUACACCAUGAAUGCCUCAGAAGAUGGCUACUAGAGCUGUCCACAGAAAACCACGAGGUACCGAAGUGUAAAGUGUGCGGUAGUGAGUAUAUUUUCAAAUUAUCGCAUGGUCGAGUCUGGUUACCAAGUGGUUUAAAUGUCAGGUACUGGCUGCAAGCUGUCUUAGUCUUGGCCGUCAUGGUAACUUCACCUAUUGGUGCAUAUAUCCUGUGUAUAUCUAAGGCUCCUACUGCCUGUAAGGUUCUUAUCAUAGGUAUCUGUAUCAUCAUGGAGUAUCUAUGCUUGAGGUUGAUGGGCUUUAAUAUGAUGGGAGCGUACAGGAGAGCACGUUUAACAGCCAUUACUAUCAUUGGACGUCAUGAUCCAUCCACACCAAAAAACAACCUUCACCCUGAACUAGAAGUAGUUGAAGAUGUAAUGCACCAAGCAUCAACCUCGACUCAGGCGUGACUCAACAGUCUUACGUGACGUGGAAUUGUAACGCAAAGAGAUUCUUACUUAGAAAAACAUGGUUAUCGUGCAUCUUUAAAAAAAUUUGCAAUUGUAAAUAUAUUGAACAAAUAUUGCGUACAUUAACAUGAUCAAAUGAAUUAUGAACAGGACCAAUUUAAUUGAAUCGAAUUUAAAUUAUCCCAAGAGACUGGAGAUUAUCUAUAGAUUAUUUGUUAUAGAUAUUUUUCAAUGAAAUUACUAGAAUAAAAGAUAGCGAAAACACUUUUAUUUCUAAUAAACAAAAUUACAAGAAAUUUGUUCAGUCGAUGUCACGCGAUGCAUUGUUGCGCGCGAGAGCAAGCGCGGUAUACGCUGCCGUUAGAAAUAUCGAAUCCAAUCUCGUACCCAGAGCCUGCGUUUCUUCUGGCCUGCAGCGAAGAACGAGGGCUCUGGCAUAAUCCAUUUUUGGCGCAUGCGCAAUUUUCGAAAAAGAUAUAUAUAACCGAUCAAAAUAAUCAAAAUAAAAAUUAAAUCAAAGCAAAAAUCGAAGUAAAAAUCAAAGUAAAGAUCAUAGGAAAAGUUAGAAAUCGGGAAAAUAUUUUUCAUUUUUGGCAAGUCUUCGAACGCAUGCGCUUUUGAACCGGAAGUCCAAGAAAUCCUGGUCUCAAAAAAUGGAUUAUGCCAGAGCCCUCGGUUCUUCGCUGCAGACAAGAAGGAACGCAGGCUCUGGGUACGAGAUUGUAUCGAAUCGCCAUAAAGUAAUUGCUCUCAAUAACCGAUCUUCUGCAAGCAAAGCAGUUUUUGGUAGACGUUAAUCAAAGUGUCAGUCCAUCAUCGUGACGGAACGAAAGUUUCAAAUAUUUAAUGGUAAGCCAGUAUUUCUCUAAUAAGGUUUAGGCUUUUAAUCACGCUUUAAGAUAUUAAUUAAACAUACAAAUUUUAAAGCCAACUAAAUUGUAUGAUAAUAAAUUUAUAUAAUAAGCAUUCAUUAAACGUGCUUAAUCAACUCGUAA